Messenger RNA from Closterium sp. Yama58-4, 2751 nucleotides. Lineage: Eukaryota; Viridiplantae; Streptophyta; Zygnematophyceae; Desmidiales; Closteriaceae. The record is from the annotation of a GenBank genome assembly.
AUGCACUCCCGUCUUCUCGUCUCUGGCCUUCCCAGGUCCCUGCCCCCCCUCUCGCGCUCGCCUGCCCCCCCGUGCCUUCCCUGCGUCGAGGGGCGGCAGCGCGCCGCUCCUCACUGCUCCCCCUUUCCUCCGACCACUGCUCCCUUGCAGACUCUCCACAUGGACGUGUGGGACCCGGCCCCCGUCAGUGGGACACACCAGGAGCGCUACUUCCUGCUGGUCCCUGACGACUACUCGCGCUACACCACAGUCUUCCCCUUGUGCAGCAAGGCGGACGUCAGCGGUGUUGAUCCCCUGGAUUCGCGCUACUCGCCGCCAGCUGCGCGAGUGAGUUUCACGCUUCCAGCCUCUUUGCAGCAGAAUGGGAUUGCUGAGCGUCGCAUUGGCUUGAUCAUGGAGCUCAACCUCUGGCCCCGUGUCUCUUUGCUAGAGACCUCGCCCACACUCCGUUGGACGGGGGAGGUUGGCGAUGCGUCGGCGUUUCGGGUCUGGGGCGUGCUCUCCCUUGUUCGCGAUACCACCGCGAGCAAGCUCUCUCCUUGCACUCUCCGCUGCGCUUUCUUGGGCUUCCCCACCGACGCCCCGUCGUGGCAGUUUUACCACCUUCGCUCGCGUCGCGUCUUCUCCUCCCAGGACGUCACCUUUGACGAGUCGGUCUGCUUUUACAGGCUCCACCCACACGCGUCCCACCCGCUGAGGGGGGUGACCCCGCUGCUGACGACACAGCGACCACUCGUCGCUCUCCACGCUUGGAGGCCCCUCAGUUUUCCGCCUCGGCCGUCUUCGCCGCCUCUGCAGCCUGUAGCUGUGGACAUUGGUGCUGCUGGGGGUGGGGGUGGUGACACUGGGGGCGAGGACGCAGGAGGGGUGCUGCGAGUCCUAGUGGUGGUGGGGCCGUGGGUGCUCCUACUGCAGGUCCCGGCAUUGGACAGCAGCAGCCGCCUAAUCGACUUGAGACGCCCUCACCGGAGCAACUUCGUGAGUGGGUCAUUCGACGAGGCCGCUCUGGUGCUGGAGCUGCUAGACGCUGGAGCUGCUAGUGCUGGAGGUACUACUGGAGGUGCUGCUGGUGCUGGUGCUGCUGGAGGUACUGGAGCUGCUGGUGCUGGAGGUGCUACUGGUGCUGGUACUGCUGGAGGUGCUGGUGCUGCUGGUGCUAGUGUUGGAGCUGCUGGUGCUGGAGGUACUGCUGGAGGUGCUACAGGUGCUAGAGCUGCUAGUGAUGGAGGUUCUGGAGGUACUACUGGAGGUUCUGCUUGUGCCGGAGGCACUGGAGCUAGUGGUGCUGGAGGUGCUGGAGCUGCUGGUCCCAGAGGUGCUAGUACGAGAGGUGCUAGAGUUUCCGGAGCUAGUGGUGCUGCUGGAGGUGCUGGAGCUGCUGGAGGUACUGGAGGUGCUGGAGCUGCUGGUCUUGGAGGUGCUCGUACUAGAGGUGCUGGAGCUGCCGGACCUAGUGCAGGAGGUCCUGCUGGUGUAGGAGGUGCUGCUGGUGCUGGAGGUGCUACUGGUGCUGGAGGUACUGCCGGAGCUGGAGGCACUGGAGACGCUGGAGGUGCUGCUGCUGCUGGUCCUGGGGGUGCUGGAGACGCUGCAGGUGCUAGUGCUCCUAGAGGCGCUGGAGGUACUGCCGGUGCUGGAGCUGCUAGUGGAGCUGGAGGCUCUGGUAAUGUGGGUGCUGCGCUGCGGCGACUGUUUUUCUUCCCACAGCCGCAGUCGUCCCUGCCACCGCCUGGCUCGGCACUUCGUCAUAUUCUUAGUCUUCCAUCCUCUACUGGUCUUCCUGUGCCUCUCCUGUGUCCUCCGCCUGACCAGUCACAGCUGCGGUUAUUGCCUGGUUCUCCACUGCCUGCUCCAUCUCCUUACCCUGCGCAGUCAGGCUCCCUAGCACAGCGUCGUGCGCCUACGUCUCGUCCUGCCUCCCCUGUUCGCGCUGUCUAUCGCACUCGUCGCCCUCGUCCUCUGCCUGUUCCAGGCACGCACACUAUGACACUGCAUCCUUCCUCAGUUCCACAGGGUGUUCCUCUACUGUCUCCUCUGACGUCCUCUCUUCCUGACGUUCCUGACCCUCCGUCCGACCUUGCUCGUGCUGCUAGUCCUACUGUCACUCGUCUCCUCGCUACUGUUGUCACUGACCCUUCCUUUGAGUCUACUGCUGCGUCUGCCUUAGUCGCUGAGCUUGUUGACUUUGCUGCCGCAUGUCGUCUCGACUACGUCGCGAGUCUUGUCACUGAGUCUGAGUCUGACUGUCCUCCGUUCGUCAGGGGUGAGUAUGCCCUUAACACGGACGUCCUUGAGGACAGGCAAUUUGAGCUUGAGUGUCUAGCGGUUGUUUUACCUCGUCUCGAAUCCAUGAUUGUUUGCCCUGAGAGAGACCCACAUGCACUAGACAUCCCGACCCCGCGCUCUUAUGCUGAGGCGAUCGCGGGUGAGUACUCCUCUCAGUGGCAAACAGCUAUGGACGCGGAGAUGGCUUCCUGGAAGUCCACAGGCACCUACGUCGACGAGGUUCCCCCUCCUGGGGCGAACAUAGUCGAUGACAUGUGGAUUUUAAGGGUGAAGCGGCCGCCGGGUUCUCCACCUGUCUUCAAGGCGCGCUACGUUGCUCGAGGCUUCAGUCAGCGAAAGGGGGUCAACUUCUUCCAGACCUUCUCCCCCACCCCGAAGAUGACCACUCUUCGGGUGUUGCUGCACGUUGCAGCACAACGUGACUACGAGCUUCACUCCCUCGACUUCUCAACAACUUUCUUGUAG